Chaetomium strumarium is the source of this 2064-nucleotide messenger RNA. RefSeq lists its product as uncharacterized. The transcript has 4 exons. Gene Ontology annotation, biological process: endoplasmic reticulum to Golgi vesicle-mediated transport; Golgi organization. Gene Ontology annotation, molecular function: small GTPase binding. NCBI's taxonomy places the organism in Eukaryota, Fungi, Ascomycota, Sordariomycetes, Sordariales, Chaetomiaceae. Gene Ontology annotation, cellular component: Golgi apparatus. Bases 1 to 1824 code for a protein of 607 amino acids. The record is from RefSeq and is a predicted model, not a curated record.
AUGUCUUCUUCCGCCGCGCCCACCAAUUCCGUCCAAUCAGCAAGCAUAGGUACGUCUCAAAGCCCCGCCGUCGUCCCCAACAGCAGAAAGAAGGGAAAUAAGAAAAGAAAGAGCAACAAGAACGGCCCUGCUGGCGGCAACCACACCAACGGUGCCUCUGGUGUGCAAAACCCCCCUGUGCCUGAGACGGACAUCAACGGAGAAGACGAUGGCGCUGAGGGCGCUCCGGAAGAGGAAGUGUCAGAAGAGUUAGAUGCACGGGACCUGAACGCACCAGCUCCGCCACCAGGCCAAGACGCCGCGUCAGAGAAGCCGGGAGCAGGACCGGGCGGUCCCGACACAGAAGAAGCGGAUACGGAGGCGGAGGAGGGCCCGCCAGCGGCUGCCGCGAACCAUUCGAAGCCUGCCGUCAACGGCCAUGCUGGCGCAAACGGAUACUCACCAGCCAAGAUCAUAUCAGGGGCGGCGAGCGCCAAGUUAGAAGCCAUGGCAGAAGACCAUGAGGCCCUGCGGCUCGAGGUGGAACAGCUGCGGAAGCAGCUCGAGAGCAUACAGGAGGCCCACGCGCAGGAGAUCACACAAUUGCGGGCCGACUUGGAUGAGAGCGAGGCGGCCAAGGAGCACGCCGAAACACAGUAUCAAACAUUGCUAGGCCGCGUCGAGAAGAUCAAGGAGACCCUCGGUGACCGUCUGAAGCGGGACAAGGCUGAGCUGGAGGAAGCCAAGGACCGCGUUGAGGAGCUUGAGGUGCAGAACGAAGAGCUGCAACGGACGGUGGCCGCGCGCGAGGAGGAGGCCGAUCGCUUGAAGAAUGAAGUGCAGGAGCAAGGGCGCGAGCUGGCCAGCUUGCGCAGCAGGAGCAACCUGUCGCAACAGAACUGGCUGAAGGAGAAGGAGGACAUAGCACGGCAGGUGCAGCACCUCAAGAGCGAGCUGGAGUCGACGACUGCCGCCAUGGGCGAGUGGGAAGUGAUUGCCAUGGAGGAGCGCUCGUUGCGUGAGAGCCUGGCGGAUAAAGUGUCUGACCUGGAAGAGCAGGUGAGCAGCGCUCGUGAGGCGUACGAGAGGGCGGAUUCCGACCGGGAUGCCCAGUCGCAAGCCGUCGACCGUCUCCAGCGGGCACUGCAGGAGCUCCAGGAGACGCGGAAGAAAGAGCUGCGUGAGAUGGUCGAGUCGACGGAGGAACAGGUGCAGGCGCUUAAGAAGCGCGCGGAGGAGGCGGACGCCAGGGCAGCGGCCGCCGAAACGGCCAAGACAGCACUGUCAACAGAGCUCGAACGGACGGCGCCAUUCGAGAAGGAGGUGAAGGAAAAGAACUUGCUGAUCGGCAAGCUACGGCAUGAAGCGAUCGUGCUGAACGAUCAUCUUACAAAGGCCCUCAAAUACAUCAAGAAGACAAAGCCCGAAGAGACAAUUGACAAACAACUCGUGACGAACCACCUUCUCCAGUUCCUCUCCCUUGACCGCUCCGACCCCAAGCGAUUCCAGAUCCUCCAAGUCAUGGCCAACCUGCUGAGUUGGAACGACGAGCAGCGCGAGAAGGCGGGUCUCGCAAGGCCAGGCACCUCCUCGACGAGCGGCAACACCCUCCGGCUGCCGACUUCCCCGUUCCACCGGACGCCAAGCUCACCCGCACUCAACAGCGACUUCUUUUCUGAGCCAACGCCGCUGUCAACGACCAGUGGGAAAGAAUCGCUUGCGGACCUGUGGGCUAGCUUUCUGGAGCAGAGCGUCGAUGAGGCCGCGGGCGGGCCAUCUAGAAAGGAUAGCAUGUCCAGUGUCGCGACUGGAGGGGGCAGGCCUGAUACCAGGGGCCAUACCUAACUAGAGUUAAUGUGAUACCCAGGACCGGGGACGUGUAUGAUGGGGCUACUGUGAGUACAAGGGUAAAGGUGUUAUGUUACCCUUGGAAUCUGCCCAUUACUGUAUCUAAACAGCGAAAGAAAUCGCGGCGGCGUUUGUGAGCAGCGGGUUGUUUGGCUAGAAUAAACACACUGUUAAGCGGUCGACACGCUCUACAAAGCAGGGAUACUGAGACAAACAAUGACGGUUUCCAAAUUGAGC